This is a messenger RNA of Peniophora sp. CBMAI 1063, 240 nucleotides long. Lineage: Eukaryota; Fungi; Basidiomycota; Agaricomycetes; Russulales; Peniophoraceae. The record is from the annotation of a GenBank genome assembly.
AUGUCGACCACCGGCACUCCGAAUACACCCACCACUACCCCUCUCCCUCCUCUCCCCCCACGCUCCCAACCCAUCCCCAUCCCCGGGCGCUCCCAGUCUCCUCAACCCGCCCCGAUCGAAGAACCCGACACCCGUACCCGUGUGCCACCCCUCCGCGGGAAGGUGUACAGUGGCGCUGCUUGCGGCGCGUGCAAGGGCAUCAACGAGCACCUGCCGGGUUGCAAGAUCGCGGAGAUGUGA